Messenger RNA from Drosophila willistoni, 4618 nucleotides. It is a transcript of the gene pigs, whose product is annotated as GAS2-like protein pickled eggs. NCBI's taxonomy places the organism in Eukaryota, Metazoa, Arthropoda, Insecta, Diptera, Drosophilidae. Bases 557 to 3571 code for a protein of 1004 amino acids. The transcript has 10 exons. Gene Ontology annotation, cellular component: microtubule plus-end; stress fiber; cytoplasm. Gene Ontology annotation, molecular function: microtubule binding; actin filament binding; cytoskeletal adaptor activity. Gene Ontology annotation, biological process: microtubule bundle formation; protein localization to microtubule plus-end; actin crosslink formation. The record is from RefSeq and is a predicted model, not a curated record.
UUUAUAUUUACCCGCGAAGUAAGUCGGACGUCGACGACGGCAAUUCGCUUUAAUUUUUUUGUGUUUUUUACGUUAUUUUUUUGCGAGAGUGUUUUCGAAACGAACCAACGACAAUUAUUUGAAAAAAAGGAAAAUUUAAAAAUAUUGAAAAAUCUGUGAAAUGUGUUUAAGGACCAAUUGGAAAGUCCGCUAAAUCAAACAAUUAUACAUAUGAAGAUUAUAAUUGUAUUAUUUUAGAAAUUCGCAAAUUGUUUUGCAUUUACAAAAACGUCAUAAAUUAAAAUUAAAGAAGACACAAGGAUAACGGUUCCGGCAAUAAACAAACUGGCUAUAACUUAAAACCAAGAUCCGGAACACGACGCGAUGACAACUAAUAACGAGAAUCUAAUAACGAAAAUUGUUUAAAAAAAUUAAUUAUAUUAUAUAUAUAAAUCACAACGAAACAGGAAUAUCAAUUUGAGGAACAACAACAGCAACAAAAAUUCCGAAAUAAAAAAAAAACCCCUUUCCCCCCACAAAUUCUAUAAACAAUCAAAAUUUCGACAUAUAAAUAGCCAUGGCAAUGCUUGAGGCUCGGCCAUAUAGGCCAUUUAAAUCCAGUGAAGAGUAUCUGGAGGCCAUGAAGGAGGAUUUAGCCGAAUGGCUAAGCACCCUCUAUCCGGAUCUAUGCAUUAAUGCUGAAAAUUUUAUGGAUCGCCUCGAUACUGGUGUGGCGUUAUGUAAGCACGCAAAUUAUGUGAGGCAAGCGGCUGAGGACUAUUUGGCCCGGCGACAGGCGCGCAACAAAUCAAUGACACGCUCAAUGACUUCCGGCUUGGCUGGCCCCAUCCUGGCACUGGGCAAUGUGCAUUAUUUGCCGGCGGCAAAAAGUGGCACCUUUUUUGCCCGCGACAAUGUCUCCAACUUUAUAACCUGGUGCAAGAAAAGUCUAAAGAUCAUCGAGUGCCUAUUAUUUGAAACGGACGAUCUAAUAAUGCGUAAAAAUGAGAAGCACGUGAUACUCUGUCUCUUGGAGGUGGCCAGACGUGGCGCCAAAUUUGGCAUGCUGGCCCCCAUGUUGGUACAAAUGGAACGGCAAAUUGAUCGUGAAAUCGCUGCCGAUAUUAAGGCAAACGGUAGCUCAGAGAGUUCCACCCAAACGGAGGUCACAACAGCAUCGGAUGCUGCAGCUGCAGCAGCCGCAGCAGCAGCAGCGGCGGCGGCGGCGGCAGCAGCGAAUGCCACAACGACGACAAUAACUAGUGAGAGUUUGGCCAUUGAAACAGAUCUGUACGAUAGCGAUUCGGAGAAUGAGGACGAUAGCAAUGAGAAUCCCAUGCUGAUGUAUGGACCCCAACCUCAGAUAAUAACAAAUGACUUAAAGAGCCUGGAUGAGAUGGUCAGAGAUUUGGUGGAAAAAUGCACAUGUCCCUCACAGUUCCCAAUGGUGCGCGUCUCGGAGGGUAAAUAUCGCAUUGGCGAUACCAAAGUCCUCAUCUUUGUGCGGAUAUUGCGCUCUCAUGUAAUGGUUCGUGUUGGCGGCGGAUGGGAUACAUUGUCACAUUAUUUGGAUAAACACGAUCCGUGUCGUUGUCGGGCCCAGCAUCGGAGUUCGGUGGCUGCACGUCUCAUACCGCGGAAUUCAACCAAUUCAUCAAAUGGCAUUGAGCUGCAUAAGGCUCAGGUGAUAUUCGAAAGAUCGCCACCGGCAGCUCGACGCAUUUUCACACAAUUCAGCAAUGGACCAUCUUCCAUGCCAUCUCCGACGUCAGCGUCAGCAUCUUUACCAGCCACAGUGAAUGGCCAGAGUAAUAGUUUGUCACCCAGUCAUCCAUUGGCACCUGCUGCCAUUGCCUCAGUUUCAGCCUCAGCCUCUGUAUCACCCUCUGUCUCGGCAAAGUAUCGCAGCCGCAGUCCCACACCGCAGCGUAAGUUCCACAAUCAGACGACGGCAACUGCAUCAGGAUCAGGAUCAGGAUCAGAUCCCUUGACAAACGGCAAUGGGAAUGGCAAUCAGCAAUUGCUGGGAUCACCCAGCUUGACUCGGCGAUCUAUGUCGCCAAGUCCACGUCGCUUGAUUGAUAUGCGCAAGAAGCAGAGCUCAUUCGAAUCCUAUAGCAGUGGACCCAAAUCUCUGCCCAUGACCAUGGGAUUGAUUGACACUGAAGCAGAGACAGCUUCGGGUAAUAAUGGGAUAGCCAAUCAGCAGCAGCAAACGGUAUCCAAUGGCGGCGAACAGAACAAUUCGACCAAAUUCGAAAAUAUCAGCGAUAAUGGCAGCGAGAUUAGCGAUGAGGGAUAUCGCAGUUUGGGCGUCAUACAGGCCAAUGCCCAGAAACGUGAAUCCCUGCACAGUCAGGCCUCCAUAGAAGAUGCUGAAAGUAAUGUGCGUCUUGAUCAAACAUCCAGCGAUUCGCAAAUCUCACCCACAGAGGAGCCCAUCGAAACGGAGACAGAGGACAAAAUUGAAGUGGCCGAUAUAUUGGAGGAGGAAGAGGAGCAGCAGCAACAACAACAACAAAAACAAAAACAAGUGACUAUGCCAGUGUCCCAAGAUAUUGAUGGCGAUUACUCUGUCUGUGAUGGUCCCCAAUCAUUGCCCGCCAUUUUGGCACUACCCAAGCCCAUGGAAAUGUUGGAUGAUAAAUUCGAGCGUUCCGGCAUCUAUAUUACGGACGAUGCCAUCACUGUGGAUGUGGCCAAGACCAGUGGCCAAACAGUGUCUGCCGGGAAUAGCAAAAUACCACGUUCGCCUCUUGCCCAGCGACGCCGUAGCAUUGACAAUAGCACAUGCGGUGGAGGGGGAGGAAGUCUUCAAGAUUUGAGCACACGAUCUGGUCUACCCACAACAUUUAGUCGCAAGCAACCCGUCUAUCGUUCCGUUAGGCGACCCCCCUCGAAUGGGCCCACUCCGCCGCCACGUACCAAGGGCACUCAAUUGCCCAUGGUCAGGGAUGUGACCAACACAUGGAGUGGACGGACGCCGACCACCAAAAAGCGUCCGAUUAUCAAUGCUGACACAUUUGCCGCUCCCACGCACUCAUCGUCGUCGGCUGCGCCCUUUGAGCGUGCCUCGAAGGGUCGAUCCUCGCAAAUACUCUACGACAGCAAUGGCCGACGAGUGCGCGGAUGCACCAGCUCAUUGACCACAUCGCCAGUCAAGAAUCAUGCCUCAUCGCCGCUGGCCCAACAGCUCUUGGAGGCGGCCAGCAGUGCCAAGAACGAUGCCCAGAUACUGGAGAAAAUGAAAACUCUUCUCUCACAAUAUGCAGCCGGCAAUCAGGCCCAAAAACCAAAUGCCAAUGGCAAGAAGACACCCGUCUAUGAGGAUUUUACCACAGCCUGGGUCCAUAGUAAUGGCAAUCUAGAGAGAUCGGAGAGUUGUUCACCGCCGGCCAAGGCACGUUCGAAGCGAAGUUCAGCGGCCAGCUCUUGUGGUAGUAGCAAUCAUUCGACAACUAUAGCAAUUGCAGGAGGAGCAACAUCAUCUGCAGCAGCAGCAGCAGCAGCAGCGGCUGUUGUCUCUCCACGUCGGGAGCGUGGCAUGUCAAAGAUACCGGCGCCAGUGCGUCAUCAUACAGAGCUUUAUUAACGGCGCCAGAAGACGCCAAGCGUCAAGGUUAACUAUCUUCCGAGUGUUUUCUGAAAACCAAAACAGCGAGAAGCGCGAAGCGGGCAGCGGGCAGGGGACAGCAGACAGCGGGUUGUGGGUUUAUACAUAGUGAAUUAAGUUAAUGUUAAAGCCGAGAUGGAAUUGUUAAAAAUGCUGGAUAUGAUGAUGAUUAUGAUAAUGAUUAAGAGAAUGAAAUGUAUUAUGGGGAUUAGCCAAUUGCACCGAACCGAACCGAACCGAACCGAAAACCGAUACCGCUCGGCUAACCGUUCCAAAAAAUUUACAAAUACAACAACAAAAAAGAAAACUACAUAUAAUUAACAUGUAACAUUGAAAUUCGAACUGCCUCAUAGGAACAGCAUCAGAAGUAUCUCCAGAUCCAGAGUUAUAACCAGUCAGCACCCAUAUAUAUAUAAGUACUAUAUAUUUAGAGAUAUAUGUAUAUUCAAAUCCAGCAUAUCCUUUUCAAGUAUAUUCCCUCUCUCUCUCUUUCUCUCUCUCUCUCUUUCUCUAUAUAUCCUCUGAAGCUCAUCUCUUGCUAAUACUUUCACUCUCUCUUUGCUUGUUCAUCUGGAUCUGGGAGAAAAAAAAAACUUUUACAAUCCCAAAAAAAAAUAACUUUUAGAAAAAUAGAAAACUGGAAAAAAUUGAGACUAAUUUAUUGGCGGUUUAUUCCCCUCCCUCCCUCUCCGUUUUGGAAUUUUGGAUUUUUCAUUGUUUUUAGAGAAAAUUGAAUAGUUUUCUAGAAAUUUUUAAAAACAAAAUAAAUUAAAAAAAAACAUAACAAAAACAGAUCUAAGUAGAUUUUUACCCAUUCUUUCUCUCCACUAUCUCUCUCUCUCUCUCUGUCUCUAUAUUUCUGUAUUUCUCUGCCUUUGUGUGGUGUGUAAAAGAAUUUUCCAAAUUUCAAUAUAUUAUGUAGAGAGAAAAAGGUAAAGGAAAGAAUUUAUUUUUGUACGCAAGCAAUGAAUGUGUAAAAUCAAAAGCUUUUAAAUUAAAAAAUUAAACUCGAUUUUUAUAUACACA